CAGGGGGUCAGAGGGUACAAACAUGAUGUGGCAUAUACUAUAUAGUACAUUCCUAUUCAAUCGCCUUCUGCAGUCGGACGGAUUUAUUUUACCUUAAUCUUGUCCGCUACAGUGCGACGAGCCGCCAAGGCGAACGAACGCCGAGCGGGAGCAAGAUGAAGGGAUUUGCUUCUCCAAAAUGUAAAUGAUUUGAAAGAUCCCUUAACCUUUUUUACAGAGACAAGAUGAAGAUCCCUCAGUAGCUACUGGCUUUAUACUACAAAAGGGUAGUUUAUAAUUAGCUAGAAUUCACAACUAGAAUAGUUAUAGUGAAAAACUACCAGAUCCUGUGCCUGAAGAGGACAGAGGAGGAUUUAUAAAUGAGAUCCAAGAAUGAAGCAUGACUUAGUAGAUCUAAGCAAAAUCUGAAAUGACUCCGACGACGAGUCCCGAGAGCGUUCUUAUCCCUUAUUUCGUUUCGCAGAAUUCUAAAUAUGGAGACUCUUCCGUGUAUUCUCCUUUUCUUUCAUGAUUCAAAUGAAAAAGCAGGCCUUGUUCUUUGUGCAAAGUGUUUUCUUUGGAAGUGAAACUCCUGAAAGUCGAAGCACGGCCUUAAAAUAGCUAAAAGAAGGCUUUAUUUCUUAGUGGUAUUAAACCGAACCUGUACGCCUUAACCUUUAUGUCCCCACUUCGCCCGAUUCUUCUUGUAUAAAAAACAACAUCGACAAGUAAUAUUUAUAUGAUCAAUGACAUGCAUGAAGGCUCAGCAAAGGCUGCAC
This is a messenger RNA of Amoebophrya sp. A25, 758 nucleotides long. NCBI's taxonomy places the organism in Eukaryota, Dinophyceae, Syndiniales, Amoebophryaceae. The record is from the annotation of a GenBank genome assembly.